AUGGCUGGCUUCCGUUUGAUCGAGCUUGCAAAGCCAUUUUUGCCGUUGCUUCCAGAAGUGGAAUUACCCUAUGAGAAAAUCGGGUUCGAUGAUAAGGUCGUGUACACGAUCAUAGCCGCUCUCAUCUACGUGUUCGGCCAGUUCCCACUGGUGGGGAUGGCCAAGGCCCCUGUGGAAGAAGUGAGCUCUCCGGUGUUGGAUCCGAUUUACUUUUUGCGUGGGGCUUUCGCCGCGGAACCAAAAACGCUCUUGGAAUUCGGAAUCUUCCCAGUAGUGUCUUCUGCGUUGGUCAUGCAGGUCUUGGCGGGGCUCAAACUUGUCAAGGUCAACUUCAAGGUGCGUCAGGAUCGUGAGCUGUUCCAGAGUUGCACCAAACUGUUCUCGAUUCUUCAAUACUUUGUUCUUGCCAACGUCUUCAUUUUUUCUGGCUACUAUGGUUCUGACCUAACCGUGUUCCAAAUCGCGUUGCUAAAUGUGCAGCUGGUUCUGGCAGGUUUCUUUGUGACCCUUCUAGUGGAGGUUAUCGACAAAGGGUAUGGUUUUACCUCCGGCUCUAUGGCCAUCACCGCUGUGACUAUCGCCACUAACUUCGUGGGCGACGUCUUUGGUGUUAACCAGCUUCCAGUCGACAGCGAGGGCCACACUGAAGCCCAGGGUGCUGUCAUCAAUUUGUUGCAAUCCAUGCGGUCUUCUCACAAGUCGUUUCUUGGCGGCAUUGUGGGAGCGUUCAACCGUGAUUACUUGCCAAACUUGACGACUACCCUUUUGGUUGUUGUCUUGGCUGCCGCAGUGUGUCUUCUCAACAAUUUCCGCGUCGAGCUAGCCAUCAGAUCCACCAGAACUCGUGGUGUUAACAAUGUUUACCCCAUCCGUCUCCUCUACAUUGGUGGCUUGUCUGUUUUGUUUUCGUAUGUCAUUUUGUUCUACAUUCACAUUGCUGCCUUUGUGUUGGUUCAACUCGUCGCUGGUAACGAUCCCUCUUCCGUCAUUUACAAGAUUGUCGGCGGGUAUGCUUCCUCCAACAAUCUGUUGUAUGUCCCACAAUUCCCAUUGUCUCUAUUGACUCCUCCCAAGUCUGUCUGGGACUGUGUCACAAGACAGCCAUUGACACCAAUGACUUUCACGACUUUCUUGGUCCUCACUGGUGCUUGGUUUGCCAACCUAUGGCAACGCAUCAGCGGUUCCUCAGCCCGUGACAUUAGUGCUCAAUUCAAAGAACAAGGUAUCACUUUGACUGGACACAGGGAGCAAGGCAUUUCUAAGGAAUUGGAAAAGAUCGUUCCAGUCGCUUCCACCACAGGUGCCGCUGUUUUGGCUGUUCUUGUGGCCGUUGGUGAGCUCCUGGGCUUGAAGGGCAAAGGUGCUAGCAUCAUUUUGGGUGUCAGCUGUGGUUUCUCCCUACUGGAGCUCAUCACCGUGGAAUACCAACAAAGCGGUGGCCAGAGUGCCUUAACCCAAGUGUUGGGCGUUUCUGGUGCUUAG
Messenger RNA from Lachancea dasiensis, 1482 nucleotides. Lineage: Eukaryota; Fungi; Ascomycota; Saccharomycetes; Saccharomycetales; Saccharomycetaceae. The record is from the annotation of a GenBank genome assembly.